This is a messenger RNA of Candidozyma auris, 1635 nucleotides long. RefSeq names its product Hxt5p (gene HXT5). Bases 1 to 1635 code for a protein of 544 amino acids. The transcript has a single exon. Gene Ontology annotation, biological process: transmembrane transport. Gene Ontology annotation, cellular component: membrane. NCBI's taxonomy places the organism in Eukaryota, Fungi, Ascomycota, Pichiomycetes, Serinales, Metschnikowiaceae. Gene Ontology annotation, molecular function: myo-inositol:proton symporter activity. The record is from RefSeq and is a predicted model, not a curated record.
AUGAGCAUCUUCGAAGGAAAGGAGAUCAAGGAUGUAUCCUCUGACGAGGUGGAAGUCCGCAACGAUACCUACAACAAGAUUGAUGCCUCCGAAUUGGGGGAGAACUUCGACUUCACGAAAGAUUUUGAGGAGUUGGAACUCUUAGCUCAACAACCUGUUGGUAACUCGUUAGUGGACCGCUUGUUGUCUUUGGAAUUUAAGCUCAACUUCAAGAACAAAAAACACAUGGUGUACCUUCUUGGCGCCUUUGCUGCUUUUGCCGGUCUUUUGUCCGGUGUGGACCAGUCUAUCAUCUCUGGUGCCUCUAUUGGUAUGCGUAAAGAUUUGUCCCUUACCCUGCACGAGCAAUCGCUCAUUUCCUCCCUCAUGCCCUUGGGUGCAAUGGCUGGUUCCAUGAUUAUGACCCCUUUGAAUGAGUGGUUUGGAAGAAAACUCUCCUUGAUCAUUUCGUGUAUUUGGUACACUAUUGGUGCUGCCUUGUGCGCGGCUGCUCAAGAUCACCACCUCAUGUAUGCUGGUAGAUUCAUGUUGGGUAUCGGUGUCGGUAUAGAAGGCGGUUGUGUUGGUAUCUACAUCUCAGAAUCGGUGCCUGCUAAUGUCAGAGGUAGCAUUGUGUCUAUGUACCAGUUCAACAUUGCCUUAGGUGAAGUCUUGGGAUAUGCCAUUGCAGCAAUGUUCUAUUCUGUUAAGGGCGGGUGGAGAUUCAUGGUGGGCUCUUCUUUGGUAUUCUCGACUAUUUUGUUCAUUGGUUUGUUCUUUUUGCCUGAGUCGCCCCGUUGGUUGGUCCAUAAGAACAGAGUGGGUCAGGCUUACGAAGUGUGGACUCGUUUGAGAGAUGUCAGCGACAAUAAGAAUAAAUUGGAGUUCUUGGAAAUGAGACAUGCUGCUGACCAAGAGCACGAAAGACACCACAAGGUCUCAAAAGUUAAGAUCGUCACCGAUUUGUUUGGCAUCGCAAGAAACAGAAGAGCCCUCUUUUACGCUGUCAUGAUGGUCACCUUGGGUCAGUUGACUGGUAUCAACGCUAUUAUGUACUAUAUGUCCACUUUGAUGGCCGGUAUUGGUUUCGACGAAAAGAACUCCGUGUUUAUGUCUCUUGUGGGUGGAGGUGCCUUGCUUAUUGGUACCAUUCCAGCCAUUUUGUGGAUGGACCGUUUUGGUAGAAGAGUGUGGGGUUACAACAUUAUUGGUUUCUUCGUCGGCUUAAUAUUGGUCGGUGUUGGCUACCUUUUCGAUGUCAAGACGCACAAAGCCGAGGCCGAGGGUAUCUAUUUGACUGGUAUUAUUGUCUACAACUUGUUCUUCGGCGCAUACUCCACAUUGACAUGGGUUGUUCCAUCUGAAUCCUUUGACUUGGAGACCAGAUCUUUGGGUAUGACCAUUUGUUCCACUUUCCUUUACUUGUGGUCCUUCACAGUCACAUACAACUUCACCAAGAUGAAAGAGGCCUUCACUUACACCGGCUUGACUCUUGGAUUCUACGGUGGUAUUGCAUUUAUUGGUUUGAUCUACCAAGUUUUGUUCAUGCCUGAGACGAAGGACAAGACUUUGGAGGAAAUUGACGACUUGUUCAACAUGUCGCCAUUUGCUCUUGCAAGACAAAACAUAAAGAACUUGAAGAACGGCAAAUUAUGA